Molecule: messenger RNA, 1191 nt
Organism: Gigantopelta aegis
Lineage: Eukaryota; Metazoa; Mollusca; Gastropoda; Neomphalida; Peltospiridae
Product: tetratricopeptide repeat protein 36-like
Exons: 4
Coding region: 1-588 (195 amino acids)
Biological process (GO): cilium assembly
Molecular function (GO): protein binding
Source: RefSeq, a predicted model, not a curated record
AUGUCCGAACCAAAGCAAGCUAAACUCGAAGGACAUUCAUCAAUAUCACAACACGACAAAGCUGUUUUAAAUCGUCUGUUUAAUCCCAAUUUACCAUAUGGAGACUUGGUUGACGAGGAUGCGGCCGAGUUAGGAGAAACUGCUGAUGCUGAAGAAACCGAAGCACAUAAACAUGCUAAAGCAAUUGAAAUACAUGGUGUUACGGCUGCUGAGAGUGGGGACAUCCAGGCUGCCCUUGACCUAUUUAAUGAGGCCAUUUCUGUAGCACCUGACUGGGCCUCUGCUUACAACAACAGGGCCCAGGCACUCAGACUGAAAGGCGAUGUUCAUGGAGCUAACGAGGACUUGGACAAGGCUAUCGAGCUAAGUGCAGGCCACGGACGAGCAGCGUGUCAGGCUCACACACAAAGGGGGAUAAUUCGCCGACUGGAAGGUGAUGAUGAACAUGCACUGGAAGACUUCAAGAUAGCUGCUAAGCUGGGUAACGAGUUCGCCAAACAUCAGGUGAUGUUGAUGAACCCGUAUGCUGCUCUGUGUAACCAGAUGCUGGCAGAAGUGAUGCACAAGAUCCAGAGAGGAGAGAUGUAAACAAUACAGAUAGAAAAACACACACAUUCACUGAACUGAUUAAUGAAUAAAUAGUAUUAAAGUGGGCAAUAUAUCCACUCACAUCUAAUAAACAGUGGCUAUGGGAUUGAAUACUGGCAAAGAUUGUAAUAAUACAUAUGGGGGUUUCCUGUUGAAAUCUUUCCUUCUAAGAUAAAUAAUGUCAUUAUUAUUAACUCUAACCUGAAGAAAACCGAACUGAAGUGUGUUAUCAAUGUAUUUGUCACUUUUUCCGUCUAAAAUAGACGAAAUAUAGAUAUUACUUUUCUGAUGGCAGUGGUGACAAUGACGUCAACUUUUGUGUUGAAGUUCUCUGUCAAAAAAACUUGGUUUGUAGUUGCACCUAUAGCUGUUCACAGUGUAUUAAAAAUUAUUAUGGAAGGCGAACCAUUUAUUUCCGUGGAAUUCUUUACACAUUUAAUUAAAUAUAAACAUGUUAUUGAGUGCAAUGCAUUAAUGCACCUGAACCUUUAGUUUUUUUGUGACUGGUAUAGGUUAUUGUUUGAUGUAUUAGGAUUAUAGUCUACAUUCAAUUGGCAGCUAAGUUGAAGGUAUGAAUUUAUUGAAUAAAAGUUAAAAUGUAAA